CUGGGCUUCCUUUGCUUUCUCUGCGUGUCGUCGAGGUCUAGGCAGCCCGCCGCGACCAGGAGCCCUUGAGCCUCGCUCUGGAGAGGCGAGCCCCGUAGCCCAGCGACGCCCGCCAAAAGAGCCAGGCAAGAUAUGGAGGAAAAUGGCAGUGGUGAUUCUGCCCCCUUUCUAAAGGACUUUCUUGUCCAGAGAGAAGUGAUUGAAAUGUGCAUCUGUUGUCUUCGGGAAACAGCAGACUCCAUCGACAAGACCCACAAGGACUGCACCAUUGCCAACAUUACUGCCAGCUCUGCAGGUGCCUCAUCUGGCAUCUUGACCAUCCUGGGCCUGAGCUUGGCCCCAGUCACAGCUGGUGCAAGUUUAAUCCUGACCAUCACAGGGGCUAGCAUAGGAGCAGCAGCAGCAGUAACUGGCAUUUCUGCAAGUAUAUCAGAGCGAGUCAUUAAUUCAAAGAAAAGCGAACGCUCACGACAACUGAUAAGCAAAUGUGAGGAAAGCUUAAACAAAUGCAAGAAAAGCCUAGCAAUGUUGAUUGGCUGCAGUGAAAAAGAUUUUGACUCUGAGUUUUCUCCAGUUUCAAAAUUGGCUAACGGUAUCCGGAGUGUGUGGAGAAUUGCAGCCAAUGCAAAAGCUCUGAAAGUUGCUCAAGCUAAUCCUGCCUUGAAGAUUUUAGCAAAGGAAGCUACGGCUGCAGGAGGUAUAACGCGGGCUUCACUCAAGGGGGUCCAGGAAGUUGAAGAAGCCUUUAAAGGAACUGCCCUUGCUAUGACCAAAGGAACCAGGGUUCUGGGUGCUGUGGGAGCUGGGUUGUUUCUUGCCGUAGAUGCCUAUUUCAUUGUUCAGGAUGCCAUACAUUUGGUGAAAGGGGGCAAGGCAGAAGAGGCAGCUAAGAUCAGAGACCAGGCUAAUAGGUUAGAAGAGGUACUGGAGAAGCUUAGUAAGUUGUAUGAGCAACCGAGUAUGCCCCCUGCUAGUUAGUCUCCUGCUAACUGGGCAAAGAGGCACCUUUUACCGUGGUGAUUUUCUUUAUUUAGCAGCGGGAGAGUAACUGGCCCUAUCCACCCCCAGCACAGUACCUCCAGUGACUGUUGCUGGUGUCUAUCUUGUGGUUUUUUCAGAAUGUGAGCCCUUUGGGGACAGGGAGCCAUCUUAUUUAUUUAUUAUUUCUCUGUGUAAACCACCCUGAGCCAUUUUUGGAAGGGUGGUAUAGAAAUUGAAUUAUUAUUAUUAUUAUUAUUAUUAUUAUUAUUAUUAUUAUUAUUAUUAUUAAUAGUGGCAGUGUGAACAAGGUGGACCAGAAACUGCAAUAUGAAUUUAUAAAUUAUGUGAGUUGCUGUGUUUUCUUUUUUUCUGGUGAUGAACAUAGCCAUUUUUUAAAAUUUUGACUUGCAGUUAUCUAAAUGCCAACUCCUAUUUCUCUGACCAAACCAAUUAUCAGACACAGACUUCUUAAGCUACUUGAACUGCUUAUUAGCAUAAACUGCAUACAACCCAGAUAAUAAGGACAUGUGCUGUGAAGCUUCCCUUUUGGAGAAGAUGCAUAAUUUACUUAGCAGUUAGCUGGUGUCUUUUUGUUGGAGAGCCGCACAGGAAUCCAUAAACUAAUUGAAUAAGAACAUAAGAAAAUUCCUGCUGGAUCAGGCCAAAGCCCUUUUCAGUCCAGUAUCCUACUUCAUGCAGUGGCCAAUCAGGUGCAUCUGGGAAAAGAAGCAGGGAGAAGAAGGCAACUACUCCUUCCCACUGGUGUUCCCUAGCACCUGGUAUUCAGGGGCUUACUAAGGAUGUGCACAAAAUUUGCCCAAAUUUGAUUAAAAUAGAUUUGAUUGGGAACCAUUUGUUCGAGUGGAGAUUUGUUCUAAUCAUUUUGAAUUCAACUGAAUUCGAACUGAAUUCAAUUCAAAUCUGGGCAAAUUCAAAUUAAUUUGAAUGAAUCUCCACUCUGUUAAGUGGUUCUGAAUCAGGCAAAUUUCAUGCACAUCCCUAGGGCUUACCUCCCCCCGCCCCAAUACAAUGGCUUGUAGCCAUUGAUAUCUCUAUCCUCCAUGAAGUGUUUUAUCCUCUUCUAAAACCCUCUGGAUGGGUUGCCACUCAUUCAGUGACUGCAAAUUCCAUAAUUUAACUACAAUAGAUGACCCCAGGUUCUAAUAUUAUGAGAGAGAGAGCAACCUCUCUCUAUCCACUUUUUAACUUUUAUAAUCAAACUAGAUACCCAAGUUUCAUACCCCCUUUCAUUUCACUUCGACUUGUUUCCUUUUGAGCUCUCAGGAGAUACUCGGGGCUCAGAGUGUGUGUGUGUGUGUGUGUGUGUGUGUGUGUGUGUGUGUGUACUAUAAUCUAACUUCAUCCAUGUUUUGUGUUUUGAGAGAACAGUCAGUGUAGUCAAGGAAGGCUGGAUGUAGCCAUCUUUGAAGCCAGGCAAAUAUUUAUAGGUCACUGGAGAAGGCUGCUCCAGUAUUUUCCCUACUCCUGGUCCCAAUCUGGCUGUUUAUCCCAGAAAAACUUUAGCUCCACUAUCCCAGCUGAGCCAUGAAACUAAUGGCUGACAUUCAACAGAUUACCCUCGCUUCUGAAUGUCCGCUUGCUCCAUGUAAAACUGUCUGUUAGGAAUCUCAUCAGAGAUCAUACUGUAGGUGUCCCCACCUUUAGAGUUCAGCUGGGCAGCAACUAGAAACUGAUCCUUUUUGGUGUUGGUGUCUCAGUUGUAGAAUACUCUCCCCAAGAGCACUCCUAAUGCCUACUUAGCUAGCUUUUAGGCACCAGCUGAAGGCCAUUUGAUUCUCCUAGGCUUUUAGUACAGAAUAGUUUAAUUCUUUUUAACUUUAGUAUGUAAUGUUUUAUAUUGUUCUUGCUGUCAAUUGCUUUAUUUUACCUUUUCAUUGCUACUUUUAAAAAUGUGGUAUAUACAUUCCAUGUAUUGUUAACUCCUUUUGUGAGGUAGCAAGUUGUUUUUGCUGGAUGGCAGGAUAUAAAUGCUUUAACACAAACAAACUCAAAAUGCUUUAACAGAAGUUUGCAUCUUUUAUUUUCAUAUUAUUAUUUUUACCUUUAUAUCCCUCUCAUCCUCCAAGGAGUCCAGAGCAGUAUACAUGGUUAUGUUUCAAAUUGAAGGGAAAAGGGAACAGCUAAAUCCUCGUGGUGGGUAGAGACCAGGAGUAGAAAGAGAUUUUUUUCUUUAAAAACCACAACUGAAGAAGACUUGAAAGAGUCAAAAUGAGCAAUCACUACAGGAGGCUUUUCACACAUGGCUUUUAUUGCAAAUCCACUGAUUGGAGUGUGCUAGUCCACAUAUUUGCUGGAUUUAUCCCAACCUCCCUGCAGGCUAUCAGGGACCAGGACAGAAAGGACUUUGAUUUUCCCCAAUGGAGGCUGUGAAUUCUGGCUUAGCCCAAAGCAAGUCUGGUUUAAAUAUAUCCUCUUUUUUCAUAGGCUUUUGAAAAAUAACCCAGGACUAGUGUUAUGCCCCGCAUUUUUCUCUGUUAUGUUUGGGGUGGUCAUGCCAGUAAAUCAGGGUUUUUACAAAACUCAGUGAAGGGGAGCUGUUUUGGGUAUGGCCUGCUCUAAGUGAUUUGCAAUCGCAAAAACAGGGUGCAGGGUGGGGGAGAGAUUCCCUAUUUAAACACAAGCACAGACUUCGAAAUGUGUGUCUUGCUAUGUUUUACAUAGGCUUUAGAUAUGCAGAAUGGAUGUAACCUGAGCCCUUUGUUGUCUAGGCUGAUUCAGUUAGGGGUGUGCGUUGGGGGUCUGUGUGGUAAACAUCAUGUGAUGAAGGCAGUCACUCACAAAGACAAAGCGUCCUACUGUUUGAUCCAGCUGUUUGACUACUCAUUCUUGCUAUUAACUAUUUUAAAAAGAAGCUCUCUCACCUCUUCCUCUGUGUUGGAGGGAAAACCCGGACACACAGGAAAAAGAUCUGCCAGGGAGUGCAUGGAGGGGCCAAAUCUGCUGCAAAGAAGAUUUGCUCUUCACAUAUCCCAAGGCAUAAAGCCAUGUGUGAAAAACCUCCAGGGAACUCAGGAACAUCCAUUCAUACUUCUCCUGCUUCGCCAGCAAUACAUCUUCAAUAUGAAUAACUGGAUCCAAUCUUUUAAACUGGAUAUAGACUAUUUUAAUGACCAUUUUAUAUAAAUUUUAUUGAAAUAUACAAAUCUAUUUUUAUUUCAGUAUUAUUAAAAUGCAUGCAAUUGCACAGUCUUUUAAUCACAUGGUUAAGAUUCUAUUAAAAUAUCAGUACGUUAUUAUGAAUUCUGUUAUUACUCGUAUAUGUUGUUGAAUCCAUAUAGGGUUUUGUUUUCUCUUCUCUCCUCACAACAACCCUGUGAGGUAGGUUAGGCUGAGAGAUAUGUGACUGGCCCAGAGUCAUCCAGUGAGUCUCAUGGCUGAAUGGGGAUUUGAGCUCAGGAUAAUAUUACUAUACUACACAGAAAUUAUAAGGAAUACAAAUAUCAUGUAAUGUAAAUUUUGAGCAAAAGUUCUCUUCCCCUCAGCCCUUGCUCCUAUCACUAUCUGAGAAAUAAUAUUGUAAGUGGUUUUAAUGCUCUCUGUUUUGUUUUUUAUUAAUUUGCAAUGACUUUUUCUUCUUUUGCUUUGAAUGUUCUAACUUGUAUUUUUACCUCUUGGAUUGUGUGAGCUGCCUGGAAAUAUCUCUAUGAAAAAGAGGACAUCUGUUUUUAAGGUAAAUAAAAGUAAAUUAAUGCAUGAGGCUCCACAAGCACUGGAAGACAGCCAAGCACUACAGAAGCUGCAAGUUAGCACUGGAAGCACAAAAAUACCAAUGAAUGGUACAACUAUCUCAAGGAGCCUAUCAGAAGGUUUUCUGCAAAGUUAGAACAGAGUAUUUCUUACCUUUUUUCUCUUCUAAAAGGAAAGGAUUUUGAUGCAACUUCAUCAGGUUUAUUUUUACCUUUCCCUACUUCUCAACAUGCUUUUGAUGAACAGGCAGGCAGUGAUCAAACAUACAUCUGUAUUUUCACAAAAUAUAUAAUUCCUUUUAUAAGUUGUCUUCCAAAUCGUAUGGACUCUUUUUAGUUUGAUUAUCUCCUAGCUGACCAGAGUGAUUUAUAAUGGGGCUAAGUUCUGUUUGAUAGCCAGCAAAACUCACCAGGAGCUCAUUCUGAACCCAAUUUAGUUGUACUGUUUUGAUUAAUACUGUUUUGCACUGGCUCCCAGUUUGUUUCUGGUGCUGGUUUUAACCUUUAAAGCCCUAAAUGGCUUGGGACCAAGUUACCUCAGAGAGUGCCUUGCCCCAUAUGUCCCUACCCGAACCUUAAGAUCUGCAGAAGCCCUCCUCCAGGUGCCCUUGCCAAACAAGGUGAGGUGGGUGGCUACCAGGGAGAGGGCCUUUUUGGUGGUUGCUGCCCCCCAUUUAUGGAAUAGCCUCACUAGUGAGGUUCGCCUGGCUUAAUCACUUUGUUCUUUUAGACACCACCAUAAAAUACCUUUAUGUUCACUCAGGCCUUUUAAAUUUAAUUUUUUUUAAAAAAAAUCUGAUUGUAACUGAUUUAAAAAAAAUGUUUUGAUUGUUUUUGUCUUUAUUUUCUUUCUCCUGUUUUUUGGCUUGUUUUUUUUCAAAAAAGAUGUGGCCUGUUAUGAUGUAAUGUGUGUUUUUAUCCCAUGUUUUAAUGAUGUAGUGUAAGCCACUCAGAGUACAAUUUGUUAUGGGUUGGCUAACAAAGUUUAUUAAUUAUUAUUAAUUCUUAUUAUUAUUAAUAAUUUGUUGAUGUUAUAUUACAGCUUAUAUGGUUUAUCCUGUUGGGCGUCUGUGUGUAUGUAUUAAUAUUGUACUGGUCUGUGACUGCAAUAAAGAAUUUUAUUUGACA
This is a messenger RNA of Hemicordylus capensis (graceful crag lizard), 5816 nucleotides long. RefSeq names its product apolipoprotein L2-like. Gene Ontology annotation, biological process: lipoprotein metabolic process; lipid transport. Gene Ontology annotation, cellular component: membrane; extracellular region. The transcript is spliced from 3 exons. Lineage: Eukaryota; Metazoa; Chordata; Lepidosauria; Squamata; Cordylidae. The record is from RefSeq and is a predicted model, not a curated record. Gene Ontology annotation, molecular function: lipid binding. Bases 133 to 978 code for a protein of 281 amino acids.